AUACAGCUUGAGAUUACCCUACAAAGAUUCAACCACUUAUUGAAGAAGUCAAUAGAAUGAAGAGUAGCUGUUAUAUCAGUUAUCCGAUAAAUAUUAUUUGACUAUAAAUUAUUAUAAGAAUCUUGUUGAGUUUGGUUUAAUUUCUUUUAAAUAUAGGAAUUAUAAUAUAAGUUGUUUAGUUGUUACAAAAUUAUAAAUAAGCAAUUCUGUGGAUGAGAUUCAGGAAUAUAGAUAUGGGUCAACUCUCACGACGUAUAACUUAUUUAUUUUUUCAUUUCGGGAUGAAUUCGCGUUAGCCUCAAAAAAGACUAUUGAUUGUGAUCAAUAUUAAAACAUCAAAUUUUUAUAAAAAUCAUCAUUCUUCAAUUCUUUCAAAUCUAAAAUCGAUGAUUAUUCUCAAAAUGGUAUUUACUAUUAUCAACAGUCAGAAUAUCUGGUAAUUUAAUUUUCUGUUAUGUUGUUCCGACUGUAAAUUCGUCAGUCCUUUUUGUGGUUCGACAGCUGUGUUUGGUGGCUCUCCGGCUCAAGUGUGGACCGUAUGAAGAGAAUUUUAGGAUAGGAUACGAAAUAGAUUUGAUCGAUGGCAGGAUUACUUCGAACCUCUCGGUGUGGCAUUUCUAAAUCAGUGAUAAGGAACGCAUCAAAGUUAUUUUAUGAUACCGGAUCCAAGAUACGAUUUGUGGUGACCGAACGAUUCUUCUUCCAAGGGCAAUCAGUACUGUGCAGGAGUCGACCAAUUGUUUGCACUGCUCAUAAAUCAUUAUUCUUCAACUCGAAUGACAAGUGGAAUGUUGGUGGAACGAGGAAGUUCAGAUGUUCAACUAAUCUUUAUGGCGAAGUGAAAACAGUAACAGUUCCACCAUUUGCUGAAUCUGUCAGUGAAGGAGAUAUCAGGUGGACAAAAGCUGUUGGCGAUGCAGUUAUUGAAGAUGAAGUCGUUUGUGAAAUUGAAACUGAUAAGACAUCUGUUCCUGUACCAUCUCCUGGAGCUGGAGUGAUCACGGAAAUCAUUGUUGAGGAUGGAACCACUGUUAAGGCUGGCCAACCGAUUUUCAAGAUCGAAUUGGGAGCUGCAGGUGCUUCGAAGCCAGCGGCAGCCGCCAAACCGGCACCUGAGAAGCCAGCCGCUGCUGCUGCCCCUCCACAGCCGCCGCUGCCACCCCCCACCCCAUCAGCUGCCGCCCAUCCGCCGCCUCCACCACCACCUCCCUCCCCAUCAGCUGCCGCCCCCCCUCCGCCCGCCGCGCCCGUCUCCUCCAUUCCAGUAGCGGCCAUUCGGCAUGCGCAGGCCAUUGAGGCGGCCACUGUCAAGGUGCCGCCACAGGACCCGACGAAGGAGAUAGCGGGCACGCGCACCGAGCAGCGCGUCAAGAUGAACCGCAUGCGCCUGCGCAUCGCACAGCGACUCAAGGACGCGCAGAAUACAAACGCUAUGCUCACCACCUUUAACGAGCUCGACAUGAGUGCAAUCAUGGAAUUCAGGAAAGCAAAUCAGGAAGCAUUCCAGAAGAAGCAUGGCAUCAAGCUUGGAUUCAUGUCGGCUUUCGUGAAAGCGGCGGCAUUCGCGCUACAAGACCAGCCUGUCGUCAAUGCUGUCAUUGACGGCAACGACAUUGUUUACAGAGAUUACAUUGACAUCUCUGUUGCAGUGGCAACACCAAAGGGCCUGGUGGUGCCAGUGCUGCGAAACGUAGAGAACAUGACGUAUGCGGACAUCGAGAAGGGCAUCAACGCACUGGGCGAGAAGGCGCGGAAAGGGGCGUUGGCUGUGGAGGACAUGGAUGGCGGCACUUUCACCAUCAGCAAUGGGGGCGUUUUCGGCUCCCUGAUGGGCACGCCCAUUAUCAACCCACCGCAGUCGGCCAUCCUUGGCAUGCAUGCCACCUUCGAGAGGCCUGUUGCUAUCAAGGGACAGGUUGUUAUAAGGCCUAUGAUGUACAUAGCCCUGACUUACGACCACCGUCUGAUUGAUGGCCGUGAGGCGGUGUUGUUCUUGAGAAAGAUCAAAGCAGCAGUAGAAGAUCCCAGAAUCAUAGUUUGUGGUUUAUAAUUGAUUAACCAUUUAGCAAAAGAGAAAAAUGAAUCUGAACGUUGAAAAGCCGCAUCGAUGAACUCGAUUUGUUCUAUUAAUUGCUUUAAUUUAUUUAAAAAAGUUGUUGAUGGCUCUGAUCAUCAAGAGUAUUACAGAAUAAAAUAUUCCGAGGUGAACGUAUUAUUAUCGUUACUUGCUCUAGUUUUCACUUGGUUUUACGAGAACUUCUCCAUGGCUAUUGUACUGUUUUAAAACUUGCACAGUAAACCAAGUCUAUCUGCACCUACAUUAGUAAGUGAAACUUUAGGUACCGUACUAAUAAUCACACAUGUUUUCAUCUCAAUUAUAAGCUGUUUAAAUAGUAAAUAUUGAUUUUUUGAUGCGAAAAACGAUAAUGUAAUAUCUAUUCUCUAGGAUAGUAUGCAUCUAACAUUGUGGUAAUAUGGAUCAAAGUUAGCUUGGUAAAAUAAUGCUCCCUAUUAAACAGUAUUUUCAAUUAUACGCUGUAAUAUAAUUGAAUAACUAAUUUAUUUCCACCACAUUCAUAUUGAACGAAAUUAGACAUUUUUGUCUAAAUGUUGUUUGAAUUUAUUUAUUGUUAUUUAAUUGUAGAGAACGGUAUUGUAUUAUAUGUUCAUAAAGUACGGCUUUACUCUUAA
Molecule: messenger RNA, 2691 nt
Organism: Nilaparvata lugens (brown planthopper)
Lineage: Eukaryota; Metazoa; Arthropoda; Insecta; Hemiptera; Delphacidae
Product: dihydrolipoyllysine-residue succinyltransferase component of 2-oxoglutarate dehydrogenase complex, mitochondrial
Exons: 12
Coding region: 581-2050 (489 amino acids)
Biological process (GO): tricarboxylic acid cycle
Cellular component (GO): oxoglutarate dehydrogenase complex
Molecular function (GO): dihydrolipoyllysine-residue succinyltransferase activity
Source: RefSeq, a predicted model, not a curated record